CAAAGGUGGACUGGCACAAUUGGCACGACGCAAGCGUAGCCCUGGGGAUUUGGUUCGGAAGCGAGCAAAUCGGUACAUGUAUUUGGUGCAUCGCGUGCAUCAGAGAAGAUUUCAAAAUGAAAGUGCUUUCGUGAUAGUAUAUUCCGUUUAAAUCCAGUGUGUUGCAUUUUAAGCGCGGUUUGGUUCCCGAGCACGGCAACGUUCGGCAUGUGACAUUAUGCUAUAGCCUGUAACCAUAUCGUCGAAAAAGAAGCUGAAACUCCAUAUCAGAUCUUUGUUUAUUACUCGCCAGCGGGGAAACUACCUGAAUUCCGUAGAGAUCUCAUCAGUUUUUGUCGGCCGUGCGUCGUAAAACAUCACACAGUCAUCAUACAGAAUCAAAGAAGAUUAGGGGUCCUAGUGCGGGCACGUUCCAGAGCUGCGGUGGUUGGUGAAUGGUGUUGCAGAUAGACUCGGUGUGGGGUUGGGCGUCACCCCCACUGCGCCUCCAGCUAGGGGGGUCGAGGGGCGCCUCGGGGAGAGCGACCGCGGGCGCCCCAUCCUCGCAGAGGAUGGGUGAAAUGGUUGUGGAACGCGCGCCUUCUCCAGCCCGUCUCAGCCAUACCUCUGAAAAACAUCCUCGUGCUACGCUCACAGAACUGAACGUUCUUCGUCGGCAUCGGGAGCUCUGCGAUGUCGUGCUCAAUGUCGGCUCUAGGAAGAUAUUUGCACAUCGUGUCAUCCUAUCAGCGUGUAGUCCGUACUUCAGAGCAAUGUUUACUGGGGAGUUGGCGGAAUCUCGACAAACUGAAGUGACGAUUCGUGACAUAGACGAAAUGGCAAUGGAAUUAUUAAUAGACUUUUGUUAUACUUCACACAUCAUCGUCGAAGAAGCAAAUGUUCAAACUCUCCUUCCAGCAGCGUGCCUUCUCCAGCUAGCAGAAAUUCAAGAUAUAUGUUGCGAGUUUCUCAAACGCCAACUCGACCCCUCUAAUUGUCUAGGUAUACGAGCGUUCGCGGACACUCAUUCUUGUCGAGAACUUUUACGAAUCGCGGACAAGUUCACGCAACAUAAUUUUCAGGAAGUAAUGGAAAGCGAAGAAUUUCUGUUACUACCCGUCGGCCAGUUAGUAGAUAUUAUCUCUUCGGAUGAGCUGAACGUGCGGACAGAGGAACAAGUGUUUAGCGCGGUGAUGAAUUGGGUUAAAUACAAUGUUACCGAGAGGAGACAACAUUUAGCGCAAGUUCUUCAGCACGUCCGACUACCACUUCUUAGUCCAAAAUUUUUAGUUGGCACCGUAGGGUCUGAUCUUCUAGUGCGAUCCGACGAUGCGUGCAGAGACUUGGUGGACGAGGCAAAGAAUUACUUGUUGCUUCCCCAAGAAAGGCCGUUGAUGCAAGGUCCUAGAACACGCCCCAGGAAACCAACGAGACGCGGUGAGGUGUUGUUUGCCGUCGGAGGAUGGUGUUCCGGCGACGCGAUUGCGAGCGUUGAAAGAUUCGAUCCGAAUACCGCAGACUGGAAAAUGGUUGCACCGAUGAGUAAAAGACGAUGCGGUGUAGGAGUUGCAGUACUGAAUGACUUAUUGUAUGCGGUGGGCGGUCACGACGGGCAAAGCUAUUUAAAUAGUAUCGAAAGAUACGAUCCCCAAACGAACCAGUGGUCGUGUGAUGUGGCGCCAACUACGUCUUGUCGGACGAGUGUGGGUGUCGCGGUAUUGGAUGGUUUUCUUUAUGCUGUGGGUGGUCAGGAUGGUGUACAAUGUUUAAAUCACGUCGAAAGGUACGAUCCUAAAGAAAAUAAAUGGUCUAAAGUAUCACCAAUGACUACCAGAAGACUUGGUGUUGCUGUUGCUGUAUUAGGCGGUUAUUUAUAUGCCAUCGGCGGGUCUGAUGGACAGUCGCCUUUAAAUACAGUGGAAAGAUAUGAUCCAAGGCAAAACAAGUGGUUUCAAAUAUCUCCUAUGUCUACGAGACGUAAGCAUUUAGGCUGUGCUGUAUUUAAUAAUCUAAUUUAUGCUGUCGGAGGACGAGAUGACUGUAUGGAACUCUCAAGUGCAGAACGGUAUAAUCCCCACACAAAUUCGUGGAGUCCGAUAGUUGCUAUGACAUCGAGAAGAAGCGGGGUGGGUUUGGCGGUAGUGAAUGGUUUGCUAUACGCUGUGGGUGGCUUCGACGGAACUGCCUAUUUAAAAACAAUAGAAGUGUACGAUUCGGAGCAAAAUCAAUGGAAACUGUGCGGUUGUAUGAAUUAUAGAAGAUUAGGUGGAGGAGUGGGAGUAAUGCGGGCCCCACAAACCGAAAACUACAUUUGGUAGCUCAGGCCCCCCUCUUCAGUCCAAGUGGCUGAAACUCCGACAACUCCGCUUACACCGGUAACUCCUGUUACACCUGUAACUCCCCCCGCUCCUGUAUCGGUUCCUGUUGUUAUAACUAAUACUAGAAAACGCUUCCGCCGAUCGAUGAGCAUUAUAUAAUACAUGCAUUUUACAAGACUUUGCCUUUCUAAAGAUAAAGUCGUUUUUAUUGUAAAAUCGUGUUGCAUUAAUUUUUAGCUUAUCACGAUGUGAGAUAAUUACUUUGUACUAAAUAUGGAUGUAUAUUUUCCUCCGUUUACGUAGAAAAUAUGUCCUUCAACGAUGUUCAUACUGCCGCGAGUACAGCAUUUUUUUCUGUAAUAUCUUAUUUUCUUUUUUAAGUUAGCUCCUUUACAUUAUUUAUAUAUCCCCUUUAUUAACUACGAGACACGAAUUACGAUCAUUUUAAGCAUAAGUAUUACAUUAUUGUAAUUUUGUUGAUGAAACAGUUGUGUAUAUCGUGAACGUUUAAGCAAUAUAUAUGUAUGUGUGAAAGAAAGCAAAUAGAAAGGCAAAAUCUCUUCUAAGUAUUCUGGAACACAGUACUCAUUUCGAUGGGAUGCUCGCACCUUCCAUUUUACAAUGACUCAGAGAGACGUAAAUUUUUACAAUUCGUAUCAAUGACAGAACUUCGUUGUGUAGAGCAGCUCGCACAUACACCGAUACAAUAAUAAUAAUAAUAAUAAAAUGAAACCAACCAAACGAAUUAUUUCUGUCUCGAAUAGUAUGCUUUUUACGUGCAUCGUAUUUAUCAACAAGACUGAACUGAAACCAAAAAUUACGUAAACCCGAUGAAUGAAACGACCGCUUCUGGCUCUAAGCAUGCUUUUGUUCACAAGCAGUGAAAAAAAGAACGCGUACGCAUUGUAACACGAGUUCAUCUCUUACCUAUACAAUACAUUUGAACGCAUAAAAACCUUUUUUUUUGUUCACAUCACAAAAAAAACUCACGUUUUAUAAGUUCAAGUUCUAUUUAAAGUGACAAAAUAGUCUUAUUGUACAAAAUGGUGAUAGGGAUCAUUGUCCAACAAUUUCAUAAUGUAACGUUUGUGAUAAUAAAAUAAUAAGGAACAGCAAAUUCGGCUGGGAGUGUAAGCAAUAUUUUACUAUCAAGUAUGCUUUUGUAAUUAUUUAAAUAGAAAGUUAUAUGAAAACUGUAAAAAAUUUUUGUCGAUUAAUUACAAAUUGAAAGUUUACGAAUCAUUCUAGGUUUGUUACAUCUAUGAGAUUGUUGAUGGAACCAGAACAUGUGUCUAGUAUAAGAAUAUACUGACGAUAUGAUGUAAUUGUCUCCAAUAGCUUGUUAAAAUAUUACUAUUAGAAAUUAUGUAUGUUUUCGACAUCGUAUUCAUAAUUUUUGUCGACAGAACGAUUUUGUUUUUGAUUAAUAGUAAAAUACGAGGACAUUUUCUAUUUCUUCAUGACUACGAUAUAUUUCUAAAAAUCCAUAUAACAAAUGUGAAAUAUUUGUGUUGAGUUCGAGUAAUCCGACUAGAGAUUUAUAAUGGUACAAAUUACUGUAAUCUACUAAACAAAGUUCAAAAAAGUGUUCAACGUAAAACUUGAUUUACAAGUAGGCAACUUGUAGUUUUAACGAACUACUAUCUCUUUCUAAGACUCUCAAUCUCCAUUUAGCAUUUUAAUUAUUAAUCGAACCGCUUUUAAUUUGUGUCACAAACAUCUUUAAAGAGAGAAGAUGUACCGUUUAUAUCAAUAUUUUUCAUUUGGUUGCAAAUCAUGCUCUCCAUUAAGAAACGCAUUUAUUAUAUUCACUCUAAUAAAUCGAUUGUCUUCAGUUUUA
Molecule: messenger RNA, 4137 nt
Organism: Megalopta genalis
Lineage: Eukaryota; Metazoa; Arthropoda; Insecta; Hymenoptera; Halictidae
Gene: dbo
Product: Kelch-like protein diablo
Molecular function (GO): protein binding
Source: RefSeq, a predicted model, not a curated record